CAACAACAAAGACUCUCAAAGCUUGAUAUGGGACAUGGAGAAGAAGUUGCUAUACAAUUGAAUCCGGCAUCGAUGGAUUGUCUUUCUAAUGAUCUCCUUGUCCAGAUCUUAUCCUUGCUUCCCACAAAACAAGCUGUUUCAACCUCUGUUCUCUCCAAGAGGUGGAGGGCUCUGUUUGCUUUCACUCACAAUUUUGGCUUCGACACUUACAUCUUUUGCCACCCGAGAAAUAAUAAACAAUAUAAAUAUGAGACUAGUGAAGACAUGCGAAAGAGAUUCAAUGAUUUUGUGGACAGAACAUUGGCUUUGCAAUUGCAAGGGGGUAACAAUAUAAACAAGUUCUCACUUAAACUUUGUAAAUAUUAUAAAGUUGAACAAGGUGACGUUGGCCGAUGGAUAUGUUAUGCCCUGGAACACGGUGUCUCUGAUCUUCAUCUACACAUUAGACAUGCGUGGAUGUUUUCAAUCCCAUCCAAAGUCUUCACCAGCACAACACUAGUUAAGCUAUCAUUGGAAAUACCAUUGUCAGACUUCCCAAACGUUCCGGAUGCAUCUCUCCCAGCACUAAAGGUUCUCUUUCUUCAUUCAAUCUGGUUUAAGGAUGAUCAAUUAUCUAAUUUGCUUCUCCCUGCUUGCCCUGUACUUGAAGACUUAACCAUACGAUAUCCCCAUUAUACUCCAAAUUAUGUCAUAUCCAGCAAAACCAUUAAGAAACUCUCCGUUAGCUUUAGCCGUCGCAAUGGUGAUUCUGUUUCCAGAAUAAUUUCAUUUGACACCCCUAACGUUGUCGACUUCUAUUACUAUGAUUAUCUUGGAAAUGAAUCUCCACAGUGUCGUUUCAAUUCACUUGCCAAAGCUACAUUGGACUUUAGAUUAUUAAAAGAUGACAAGCAACCGAAUGUGAGGGAUCUCAUUAGUGGGAUACGCAAUGUCAAGACCCUUCACUUGACUUCUUAUGCUGUCGAGGUUAGUUUCCGUGUGUAGAUUGGUCUCAUCAUCUUUUUGAUUAUUAACAUUUAUUGUGUGUGUGUU
This is a messenger RNA of Camelina sativa (false flax), 1032 nucleotides long. RefSeq names its product putative F-box protein At3g44060. The record is from RefSeq and is a predicted model, not a curated record. NCBI's taxonomy places the organism in Eukaryota, Viridiplantae, Streptophyta, Magnoliopsida, Brassicales, Brassicaceae. Gene Ontology annotation, molecular function: protein binding.